AUGACGAGUAUGAGUGAAGAACAAGCUUUGGAGCCACCAACACAUGAGGAGGUGAAAAAGGCGAUUGGUGAGCUGGAAAACGGCAAGGCCGCUGGGAAGGACGUGAAGAUUCUGGCAUCCUACCGUGCGCAUCUUUGGAGAAAAUUCGGUUACUUGAAAAUGGACGCCUAUGGCGCAGAGGCCUCGAGCAGUAGUGCUCUAUCUAGUCUGAGCAGUUUCUUCUCCUUUACCAAUCCGGCAGUAAAAAAGCUUCUGGGUUGGAAACAAGGUGACGAGCAAGAAAAUUGGGCCGAAAAAGCUGUAGAAAGUUUGGUGAAAAAAUUGAAGAAACAAAAAGGUGCCCUCGAAGAUUUGGAGCGAGCCUUAUCGAAUCCCGGACAACCAUCGAAGUGUGUUACGAUCGCUCGCUCACUGGAUGGACGAUUGCAGGUUUCUCAUCGCAAAGGAUUGCCACACGUGAUUUAUUGUCGUGUUUGGCGCUGGCCAGAUCUACAAAGUCACCACGAACUGAAAGCAAUCGAAACGUGUCAGUUUCCGUUCGGUUCGAAACAGAAAGAAGUGUGUAUCAAUCCGCAUCACUACAACCGCGUCGAAAGCCCAGUUCUACCCCCAGUGCUUGUUCCGCGGCAUUCAGAAUUCGCUCCCGGUCACCCACUGAUUCCGUUUCACCAGGCAACCGAACACAACAUAGCGCAAAAUGCCAGCUAUACGAGUUCAGGUUUCAGCAGACCCAAUUCACACAGUCCUUUUGGUUCAUUACUUGACAUGCCUCCUCCGGCUUACAGUCCAUCGGAGGAUGGCAGCUCCAUCGCCGGCACAAAUAACAGUCAAAUGAGUACGAACCAGAUGUACGGUGAGGUGACUUCGGUUAAAUAUCAGGAGCAACCAUCGUGGGCCAAAGUUACUUAUUACGAGUUGAACAGCCGAGUUGGCGAAAUGUUUCACUGCAGUUCAACGUCGAUAGUCAUUGACGGUUUCACUAAUCCGUCCAACAACAACUCGGACCGCUUCUGCCUCGGCCAGCUAAGUAACGUAAAUCGGAACAGUACAAUCGAGAACACUCGUCGCCAUAUCGGAAAAGGAGUCCAUCUGUGCUACGUCGCAGGCGAAGUGUACGCCGAGUGUCUUUCCGAUUCAGCCAUUUUCGUGCAAAGCCGACUCUGCAACCAUCAUCAUGGGUUUCAUCACAGCACAGUCUGCAAAAUUCUACCUGGCUGCUCGCUGAAGAUCUUCAACAACAAGGAAUUCGCUCAGCUCCUUACGGAAUCACUCAACCACGGGUUCGAGGCCGUCUACGAACUCACCAAGAUGUGCACCAUUCGCAUGAGCUUCGUCAAGGGUUGGGGUGGCGAAUACCACCGACUGGAUGUGACCUCGACGCCCUGCUGGAUAGAAAUUCAUCUGAACGGCCCGCUGCAGUGGCUCGAUGAUGUGCUUAGCCAGAUGGGAUCGCCGCACAAUGCGAUCAGUUCUGUUUCGUAA
Molecule: messenger RNA, 1482 nt
Organism: Wyeomyia smithii (pitcher-plant mosquito)
Lineage: Eukaryota; Metazoa; Arthropoda; Insecta; Diptera; Culicidae
Gene: Mad
Product: protein mothers against dpp
Exons: 2
Coding region: 1-1482 (493 amino acids)
Biological process (GO): BMP signaling pathway; regulation of transcription by RNA polymerase II; anatomical structure morphogenesis
Cellular component (GO): heteromeric SMAD protein complex
Molecular function (GO): RNA polymerase II cis-regulatory region sequence-specific DNA binding; DNA-binding transcription factor activity, RNA polymerase II-specific; I-SMAD binding
Source: RefSeq, a predicted model, not a curated record